AUGGCGAGCGACAGCGUUAUCUGGGAGAUCAUCAACACGCAGUUCUGUGCUUUCAAGAUUCAAAGCAGACGUUCUGCCGGAAUGAGAUGA
This is a messenger RNA of Verticillium alfalfae VaMs.102, 90 nucleotides long. RefSeq lists its product as hypothetical. NCBI's taxonomy places the organism in Eukaryota, Fungi, Ascomycota, Sordariomycetes, Glomerellales, Plectosphaerellaceae. The record is from RefSeq and is a predicted model, not a curated record. Bases 1 to 90 code for a protein of 29 amino acids. The transcript has 2 exons.